AACAUAGAGACUUGCUGUAGAUGCCUGCAAAUAUUGUGUGAGAUACUGAAUUUAGUAUAUUCCUUCCUGGACAUUCGCGGCCAUCGUCAUUGGGUAUUAAGUAUGGCCUUGCUACCGUAUCUCGCCCAUGACUGGUGGCGGCACAACAGAUUCUGGCGCGUGAUCCUCCCCUUCGGUACGACGCUGCUUAUAUAAUCCCAUGUGGCAGAUUCCAUUCGAUGAAACCUCGUGGAGUUAGUUCGCGAAUUGAUCCAUCACCGUUUCAACUUAUGCAUGCCAUUUGACGCAUGCGACAUAGUACUUCGUAUUAGAAGAACAACGGCGAGCUACUCGGAUGUAUUGCCGUGCUAUGGCGUAUGGUACUGCUCCACCUGUGAGCCCUCCUUUUCAAAGGAGCGACCAGCUGAACCGAGAGUCCAGUUCUGACUUAGCUAUCCGGCAUGGAAUCAGAGACGUACCAACUGAGUGGGAUGAUCGCAUUAAUAGUGAUCUCAAGGCUACGAUACUGGAUGAGAUAUACCCCUCUCUGUGGCUCGUCGGACAGAGAUCCCCUGUCCAUGUUGAUCCGCUGCACAAACAAGUGUUGAAGAACCGUGCCAUCACGAUCGCCGAGGACCCGAAACUCCAUCUCGUGUGGUAUUAUAACACGGUUUAUAUAAAGCCCCUCCCAGUCUAUCUUUUGAACCACGCUAUUUGGGAAGCACAUCUUCCCGAGCCGGUGGGCGAAGCGCCAGAGCAUCGAUCACGGUAUGAUAAAUAUAGAGCUGCACUUGGAUUCCUCAGAAGUUAUGGUCUUUUGAUACGACACGAGUCCGACUUCAUUAUCGCCCAACGGGCUAACUUAUUGCCCAAGUAUGUAUCGUUUCAGCGGUUUCAGAUCUUUAUUCAACCGUUUCGAUCAUGUAGCGACGACCAAGUAUCGCUCCGUUAUCAGUAUGGACAGCUUCGCCUUACCCGGUUGAACUGGGCGGUUCGCAUCAUCAAAUUCUAUCGUAUUAUCAGCCGAAAACAAACGCAGGAGCGACUCCCAUGGAAUUACCAAGAGCAACUCUGGCAAACAUCACAACAUAUUCAGAAAUACGCUACUCCAUUGAUAUUCGUAUUUGCAGUGCUCUCGCUCAUCCUCUCCUCAAUGCAAGUUGCCUUUGCUGCUCGUGAAGCGACGACCUGGGACGCUUUCGUGCGAGUUUCGUGGGGGUUUUCUAUCGCUAUUCUUGUCUUUGCUGCCACCCUCGGUGUGCUGGUCAUCGCUCCCGUGCUUCUGGUUGUCAUAGUUCAUUAUCGUUCAGCGGUGAGACGUCGGACACAAUAAACACGUGUCGGGGUCAAAAGGUUGAUCACCCUGUGCUUUACAUCCAUAAUUUAUUAUCUCACAGAGCAGCCUGCCAGGCUUGUGACGCUAGGGACAGUAUAAGCAGGGCUUAGAGUUUCUCUUGAUUAACCCAUCGUUCCGCAAAUAGGGCAACCAGCCGUGCCAUCUUCACGCUCUAUGCAAUCUUAAGUGACACAAAAGCUCGACCGGACGCGGUAUUCAAGUUGAUGGAUAUUUGAAGUGGGCAUUAGCAAUCCAACGACAGUGCUUUUUCAUAAAUUCACAGACCACUAAGUGCUGCUAGGGCUGCUGGAUCUGGAAGCCCUUCAGGGCGUUCAGGGCCAUAGAGUAGCGUUGCUAGAAGGCUAUCCCCAUACUAAGUAUGUAAGUUAUUGGCUUCUUGGUAUUCUUGGCAUGCGAGGGACUUCUGCACUGAGAAGCAAUGAAAUCGCGAUCGCGCUCAUCUGCCCGUCAUUUCACAGGCAGGACCGCCGACUGCUCUAGCUGAAAGGCAGCGGUGAUUACUGCUCUUGGGCGCCGAGGCAUGGUGCAA
Xylaria bambusicola is the source of this 1865-nucleotide messenger RNA. RefSeq lists its product as uncharacterized. The transcript has a single exon. NCBI's taxonomy places the organism in Eukaryota, Fungi, Ascomycota, Sordariomycetes, Xylariales, Xylariaceae. The record is from RefSeq and is a predicted model, not a curated record. Bases 335 to 1312 code for a protein of 325 amino acids.